AUGUCACAUAAUGCUAUAUUGAAAUGGGUGGGGUAUUUGGUGAAUGUGCCUGAAGGUACUACUUUAAAAGAUUUAAGUGAUGGUAGAAUUUUAACUAAUUUACUGAAUAAAUUGAAUCCUGAGGCUUAUCCUCAAAAAGUUUAAUCUUCUCCUUAAAAAAAUUUCUAAAUGGAUAUGUUAUGUGUAACUAACUUAGUUUAAAAUUUGAAAUAAUCAAUUCCCAAUUUACCUGAAAUAAAUAGUUUAUUAAUUGCAAAGCAUUAAGAUACUACCGAAAUCAUUAAAUUGAUUUCAAUCAUAAUAAAAAUUAUGAUCGAAUCUCAAUUAGCUUAAGAGGCAAUACUUAAAUUAAAUGAAGAAUAAGUGCAAAAUAUUUUAUAAUUUAUCAAUUAAUAUUAGGAGGAAGAGAUUGGACAUCAGCAAUAGUCUGAUAGAAAAUUACUUGAUAAAAUAGAUGAAUUAGAAGAUGAAAAUUAGCAAUUGAAGUAAUUGAUAGAACAAUAGGAUAAGCAUUAAACAUAACACUUUGAUAAAAUUAAAUAAUAAGAGCAAUUAUUAGUCUAAAAAGAGAAUGAAAUUAGUGAGAUCAAAAUAUGUAUGAUAUUCAAUUCUUAUAAUACUUAGAACUUCAAAAAAAUAUUCAUAUAGAGGAGAAUAUAUCAGGAACUCUAAUAGAAAAAUUAAAAAUAUAAAAAAGAAUUAUCUGAAUAAAAUGAAAUGUUAUAACAUAAGUUGUAAAAUUAUUCGAAUUUAGAAAAUAUCAAUUUACAAUUAUAACAAGAAUUAGCAUAAAGAUGCAAAUAAGACAAAGUUGUAGAGGAAUUAAAAACAAAUAUUGAGAUUCUAAAAUAGCAAAUGGAUUUAAAAGAUUAGAAGAUCAGUAAAUUGUAAGAUUAAAUAAAACAGACAUCAUAAAAUUAAUAAAAAGAAUGUAGUAAAGUUGUAGAGUUGGAAAUGCAGAAUGAAUAAUUGAAAUAAGAAAUAGAAGAUAUUUAGAGAGGUAAAAAUAAGGAAAUUCAUUAAUUGCAUCAAAAAAUAAAUGAACUAAAAAUACAAGUAGACACAAUGCAAAUGGAGAAAUAGGAAACAUAAAGAUCAUCAGUUCAUUAUCAAUAGAGUCCAAGAUGUUUGGAUUCUGAAUUUAAGUCAUUAUUGAAUGAUAACAUUGGUGGUUAUUAUUCAGAAUAAACAAUUUAAGAGUUUUAAUAAUAACUAUAACAAAAAGAGUAAUAGUUACAAUAAAAGGAAAUCCUGUUUGAUCAAAAAAUCAAGACUCUGGAGGCAAAGAUAAACAAAGAAAAAGAUACAAACAUUUAACAUAUACAAAUAACAUCUUCAUUGCAAGAGGAAAAUAAGAAAUUAAAAUUGGAACUAGAGAAAUUAAUUGAUACUAAUUAUUAAGUGAGUAGAAUACACGCAGAAAAACAAUAAAAUAUGCUCCUUAUUUCAGUUAUUGAAUGUUUGAAUGAAAAGGUUAAUUAGUUACAUUCCUAAUCGAAGGAGCAUCUUAAGAGUGAUAAGAAAACACAGCCUUAAAUUUUAUCUAGAAAUUCAAUAUCUUUAUGGAGUGCUAAAUAAUGA
Molecule: messenger RNA, 1581 nt
Organism: Paramecium tetraurelia
Lineage: Eukaryota; Ciliophora; Oligohymenophorea; Peniculida; Parameciidae
Exons: 5
Source: RefSeq, a predicted model, not a curated record